Molecule: messenger RNA, 810 nt
Organism: Cynara cardunculus var. scolymus (artichoke)
Lineage: Eukaryota; Viridiplantae; Streptophyta; Magnoliopsida; Asterales; Asteraceae
Exons: 3
Coding region: 50-505 (151 amino acids)
Source: RefSeq, a predicted model, not a curated record
GUUCCAUUUUUUGGACUUUGGAGAAUUGAGGACGAGGGAAGAGAAGAACAUGGCUAGCGCCGCCGCUGCUGCCGCUGCGAUUGUGUUGCUACCAGGGAGACAAACAUUGCCGGCGACCAUGAUGAGCUUUAGUCGGAGGCUGAAUGGCCCUGUAUUCCGUUCUGUUACCUCUUGCAGUUACUCUACCUCCUUUGCAUCAAGGAAGCAGCUGAUACUUUACUCGAAGCCUGGUUGCUGUUUGUGCGAUGGCCUCAAAGAAAAACUUCAUUCUGCUUUCUCUCUUGCUUCUCCUUCGCCUGAUUCCUACUCCCUCCAUGAUGUCGAGUUGCAGGUUAGGGAUAUAACUAGCAAUCCUGAGUGGGAAAGAGCAUACCAGUAUGAGAUACCGGUCUUGGCUAGACUCCGUUCUGAUGGCACCGAGGAAAUAAUUCCUAGAUUUUCUCCACGUGCUGGAGUCGACCACAUCCAAACAAAGUUAGCAGCUGCUUUGAGUAAAGACAAUUGAGGUUCCAUUUCAUAGAAGUGAUUUAUUAUUGAUGGGCAUAUGAAAUGUUGUAUAUUUUACAGAUGGAUUAUAAUCAAUCUAGAAUGCUAUAAUUAACCAGGUUUCAGUCAUUAUCCUCUCCAUUGCAGGAUCUUGCUUUUCUUAUAUACAAUCUGGAAUUGAAAUCUCAAUCGCCUGUCUCUCCUCUUCUUAUAUAAAUCUUCUGAAUGAAUUUGAUUCUAAACACCGCUUCCCAAUUACCAAAUGUUGCAAAUCUGUUUUCUACAUGGUGGUAGUUGUUGGUGCAUGCUUUGUUUGUUUCUCUA